GUUUUAUUGCUGUAUUUCACUGUCACUGCCCUCGAAAGAAGAAGGUGGCAGAAAAUGGUGAAAAAAACAGGGAACCCCCAUGUUGCUCACCCUCAAAAUUACAGAUUCAUCCUCGACCAGCCAAAGAAGUGUGAAGAGCAGAAGCCCUUUGUGGUGGUUAUCGUCCCUGUUGCCCCGCAGAACAUCAAAGCACGUAACGCCAUCAGGACAACGUGGGGCAGCGAGGAGCUCGUCCGCGACAAACUGGUGCUGGUUUUCUUUCUUCUGGGCUCAGAAAGUCCUAAUGAAACACUGCAGGAACAACUCCAGAGUGAGAGCCAGGAGUACGAAGACCUUCUCCAGAGCAACUUCCUGGAUUCCUACAGGAAUCUGACCAUUAAAACCUUGGUGAUGAUGGACUGGCUCAGCAGGAAUUGUCCACAGGCGUCCUUCGGAGCCAAAGUGGACGCCGAUGUGCUCCUCAAUAUGAAAAACCUAUUACACAUGCUUGUGAGUCUGAAAUCACUUCAACGUAACUACAUCACCGGCUUAAUAAUGUAUGGAAACAUUGUCUUGAGAGAUCCAUCCAGCAAGUUUUACGUUCCUCACAAUGUGUAUCCUAAAUCCAGAUUUCCUCCGUAUCCUCUGGGCAUGUGUUAUAUCUUUUCUAUGGACUUACCAGAGAAGAUCCUGCACAUCUCGUGGCAUAUCAAACCUAUUUUUAUUGAGGACGCAUAUCUGGGCAUGUGCUUGAAGCGUUUGGGAAUCGCACCAAAGAAACCAGCAGAUAGUGGACAGUUUGUGGUCAGACCACCGCAACGCUUCGAUCGCUGUUACUACUCUGGACGAAUAGCAAUACUUACAUACAGCCAGACUCAGCUCAUUUCCUACUGGAUGGAUUUUCACUCAGCCCAAAGACCCUGCUGAAAAACACUUGUAGUCUAAAUCUCUUUUUGAAGAAAUCAAACUAUAUGUAGUUACAGGUUCGGUUUUCAGUAAUUCAUUUUAAAACAGCAGCCUGUUUGUUUUACCCGAUAGCUGUGUGGAUAUUGUUUGAUACAUUUGCAUACUGAAAGAUCAUUUGAAAUGUAAAACAACA
Molecule: messenger RNA, 1078 nt
Organism: Carassius auratus (goldfish)
Lineage: Eukaryota; Metazoa; Chordata; Actinopteri; Cypriniformes; Cyprinidae
Product: beta-1,3-galactosyltransferase 2-like
Exons: 1
Coding region: 55-906 (283 amino acids)
Biological process (GO): protein O-linked glycosylation
Cellular component (GO): Golgi membrane
Molecular function (GO): N-acetyl-beta-D-glucosaminide beta-(1,3)-galactosyltransferase activity
Source: RefSeq, a predicted model, not a curated record